Messenger RNA from Fusarium redolens, 856 nucleotides. RefSeq lists its product as uncharacterized. Bases 131 to 757 code for a protein of 208 amino acids. The transcript has 3 exons. The record is from RefSeq and is a predicted model, not a curated record. Gene Ontology annotation, molecular function: protein binding. NCBI's taxonomy places the organism in Eukaryota, Fungi, Ascomycota, Sordariomycetes, Hypocreales, Nectriaceae.
UUGGAACUCUUCUGACAUACCAACGAGGCUUGUCAGAUUCUUCAGCGCUUGACUUCGUCAUCGUCAAUCCUAACAUCUAAUACCCCGCUCUCGCGAACUCAACUUGACUGAAUAUUCAACAAAUCUCAACAUGGCUGGAGAUGAUGAGCACGAUGGCGCCACCGUCCAGGAAAUCCUGAUCGAAGCCUGCCGCCGCAACAACGUCGAUCUUCUCAACGACUGUCUCGAGGACAAGUCCGAUGCCGAGAUCUCAAAGCUCCUCAACGAGACCACAACUGUCUUGGGCAACCAUCUCUAUCACGAAGCCGCCUCUCGCGGAAACUACGAAAUCAUUGACCACCUCCUCGACCAGCCCGAAUUCGAGUGCGAUCCUAUCAACCGUACAGAAGGCGACACACCUCUUCACAGCGCCAUUCGUUGGAUCAACUCAGAGCCACCCGCACAGCGACCUUUUGGCAACGCCCUCGUCGAGAUGAUGCUUGAGGCCGGUUCCAGCACACGAGUCAAGAACAAGGCUCGUCUUACUCCCUACCAGCUUGUCGAUCCUACAAACACAGAGCUCCGCGAAAUAAUUCAGAAGCAUGAGUAUGCGAACCAAAAUGCUGGCGACUUCAUCAAUGUCAACAACUCGGCUGGCCACGGUGGAGCUGUGCUAGAUGUUCCAGACGACAGUGACGAUGAUGCUGAGUUCAGCGGAAGUGAUGAAGAGGAGCGAGCUGAAUGGGAGAGGAGGCGGAAGGAGAAGCAACGCAAAUAGACGAGCAACAUGGCACGUUUACACGAAUUCAAAUAUAGAGGUUGCUUCACAGUAGGACGAGGCAAACCAGUUCAUGGGUGGAUAUAAAUCAUGAAAUCU